AUGAGCCCUAUAUUGUUUGACGUUGAAGUCGAGCUAGACGAUGAUAACUCUUCGGGACUUGGUUGGAUAGGCGGUGGAGGUGGAAAUGCAGAAUUUACCGGAGGCAUAGUCGUGAAAAUGGGCAAAGGUGGUGGAUAUGACAAGCCAAUUGCCGGUGGCGACGGUGGCGGUGGUGGUGGUGCAGAAGAUAUCAGUGGCAAUACUGGACGGCUAGGUGGGGUUGAUGAAGCUGAUGAAGGCGGUGAAGGACUUGGAGAUGGUGGUGGGCUAGAGACCUCCGCUGGAAGUUCCGGGGAUGGAGUCUCCGAUGGUGGUGUAACUGGUGAUAGAAAAGCGGGUGGCGCAUUGGGUGUAGGAGGAGUGGUGAAACUAUAA
This is a messenger RNA of Ilex paraguariensis (yerba mate), 375 nucleotides long. The record is from the annotation of a GenBank genome assembly. NCBI's taxonomy places the organism in Eukaryota, Viridiplantae, Streptophyta, Magnoliopsida, Aquifoliales, Aquifoliaceae.